Messenger RNA from Williopsis jadinii, 1120 nucleotides. It is a transcript of the gene NSG2, whose product is annotated as Nsg2p. Bases 252 to 1046 code for a protein of 264 amino acids. Gene Ontology annotation, cellular component: endoplasmic reticulum. The record is from RefSeq and is a predicted model, not a curated record. The transcript has a single exon. Gene Ontology annotation, biological process: sterol biosynthetic process. Lineage: Eukaryota; Fungi; Ascomycota; Saccharomycetes; Phaffomycetales; Wickerhamomycetaceae.
GUUUUGAUUGGCGUGUCGUUAAGAGCAAAGGUGUAACAGCGCGCACAGUUGAAGAAAACCUAACGUGUUGUGUGCGUGUGUUUUUUUGUCUUAGUCCUUAGCCUUACGCUCGUACAAACGGACGUUGGAAGACGAAGGAAGAAGCAACAUUAUUGGGAAAACCCAGAAAAAACUCGGACAAAUAGGUAGUGCCUUGUUGAUCUUCUCCUGAGGACUUUAUAUAUACGAACAACGAACGAAGUGGUGGGAGAAUGAGUGCAUUGGACCAAUCCACUGAUACUGAUUUGACAGCGCCAGGGUUGUCAUCCAUAUACGAGAAUGGCAACGACGAGAGCUACACCGACUUGUACGAGGAGCUCUCCGCCAACCUGGGUAAACACAACGAUGAGCCGGAGCUGAUCCACAGGAAGAAGACAUCCUGCUUGUACCGUGUUUUACAUAUAGCCUUCAGCUUAACAGUGCUUGGAUCAUUAGGUCUCUUGUAUAACCAAGUUGGCCAACAUAUCCAUGACAACCACAUUCUGGUACCGCAGUUGGCCUCAAAGCCUUUGAACAUUGGCUAUAACAUCAUCAACAGCAUUCUUGGUGGCAGGGCAUCGACACCGCUGCUCUACGCCAUCGAAGGUGUAUUCUUUGGAGUGUUGUUGCCUGUGUUUGACAAGUACGUCUUCAAGUCAUCGUCGAAGAGUAACGGUGUCCUUGACAGCUCCAACAUCAUCCCAUCCGCUGUCGCGUUCCUAGGUGUUGUGUUUGCAGUGAGAAAAAUCGAAUGGACUUCUUCAAUUCAAGCUGCGGUGGCAUGGUCAAUGUUGAGUCCGUGCCUUUGGUUCUUGUUGGAUGGUACAACCGCUGGUAUCGUUACAGGUACGCUGAUUGGAUCCUUGGCUUCAAUUUCAGUGGCUGUCGUGGAGGGACUCCCAGUGGCCUUUUACAAGGACCUGGAAUUCAUCGCCACUAUGCUGUGGUUAGGAAACUUCUACUUCUUUGGUGUCAUCAUCUUUGGUAAGGUUGGAAGAUACCUCUUCAAUGAACAGUGGAUUUUGUAAUCAUGAUACCUACAUAACUGGACAAGAUCAUUUAAUUCAUUUAAUCAGGUCAUUUAACAUAUAUAGAAAAAGAG